AUGGUACACUUGUCCAAAGUCAAAAGGGGCAAACAAGCCCAAAAGCCUCAACAGCAACACGAUGAUUCGGAAACUGCAGCCAAUCCAUAUGUGUACGGGACACAUUAUGCCGCCGAAGAGCUCCCGGAGCAUGCCAUGUCGGAGCGGGAGAUGCCCGCCGACGUCGCCCUUCAAUUGAUCAAGGAUGAAUUGAGUCUGGAUGGGAACCCUCUGCUAAACUUAGCGAGCUUUGUUACCACUUAUAUGGAAGAUGAAGCGCAGAGUCUCAUGGCGGAUGCGAUGAGCAAGAAUUUCAUCGACUUCGAAGAAUAUCCGCAGACAGCACAUAUUCAGAACCGCUGCAUUAACAUGAUCGCAAAUUUGCUGCACGCGCCGACUUCCGAAAGUAAUGGGGAGCAAGAUUGCCUGGGGACCUCCACGGUCGGAUCCUCGGAAGCGAUCAUGCUGGCGACACUUGCGAUGAAAAAGCGCUGGCAAAACAAGCGCAAGGCAGAGGGAAAGGACUGGAUGCGCCCGAAUAUUGUCAUGAAUAGUGCGGUGCAAGUAUGCUGGGAAAAGGCUGCGAGAUACUUUGACGUCGAGGAGAAGUAUGUGUAUUGCACAGAAACUCGAUAUGUGAUAGACCCGAAAACGGCGGUGGAUAUGGCGGAUGAGAAUACGAUUGGAAUUUGUGCGAUUAUGGGCACAACGUACACAGGGCAGUAUGAAGAUGUGAAGGCGAUUAAUGACUUGCUAAAAGCAAAAAAUAUCGACUGUCCGAUCCACGUUGAUGCCGCGAGUGGCGGUUUCGUGGCGCCGUUUGUCAGGCCGGAGCUCGAAUGGGAUUUCCGGCUGGAGAAGGUUAUAUCAAUCAAUGUUUCGGGACAUAAAUAUGGAUUGGUCUACCCCGGCGUCGGCUGGGUCUUCUGGCGUUCUCCUGAAUAUCUCCCCCAAGAACUCAUCUUCAAUAUCAACUAUCUCGGAUCAGACCAGGCUACCUUUACUCUGAACUUUUCCAAAGGCGCUUCGCAUGUUAUCGGGCAGUACUAUCAGUUGAUUCGACUAGGAAAACAUGGAUAUCGUUCCAUCAUGGAGAAUCUAAUCAAGAUCUCAGACUACUUCGCAGAUGAAAUGAAGAAACUUGGGUUCCUUAUCAUGAGCGAGGGCAAUGGUCGCGGCCUACCACUUGUGGCAUUCAGACUGAAGCCUAACGACGAUCGACUGUACGACGAAUUCGCGCUGGCCCAUGUCCUUCGUCAGCGCGGAUGGGUCAUUCCCGCAUACACGAUGGCUCCACAUAGCAACCAAUUGAAGAUGAUGCGUGUUGUCCUUAGAGAGGACUUUAGCUUGCAUCGGUGUAAUAUACUAAUCGCAGACUUCAAGGCAGCACUAAAGUCCCUGGAAGAGAUGGACCAACAGAUGAUCCAGAAGUAUACGCAGCACCUCCAAUCUCACAGUGCAAGGAAAUUGCCACAGAGCCAUCCGCAUUACAAAAACGAGAAACACUCCCUCCAAGGCAAGACCGGGAAAACAUAUGGUGUAUGUUGAAUGUUGUGCGUUGUCGUUGGCCAGUUUGCGCGUCUCUAAAAAUACGUUGU
This is a messenger RNA of Aspergillus alliaceus, 1577 nucleotides long. RefSeq names its product glutamate decarboxylase. The transcript is spliced from 5 exons. Gene Ontology annotation, biological process: L-glutamate catabolic process. Gene Ontology annotation, molecular function: glutamate decarboxylase activity; pyridoxal phosphate binding. Lineage: Eukaryota; Fungi; Ascomycota; Eurotiomycetes; Eurotiales; Aspergillaceae. Gene Ontology annotation, cellular component: cytosol. Bases 1 to 1527 code for a protein of 508 amino acids. The record is from RefSeq and is a predicted model, not a curated record.